GAGAGGCAGCGGCGCCUUUUUUUUAAUUUUUUUUUUUAUUUUUCUUUUGGGCUCUGCGUGUGGUGCCGCCGCCGCCGGGAGGAGACGCAGAGGGCUCGGGGACCAGAUGAGUGAUUUUGGGAUCAGGAACAUGGAUCAAGUAGCUCCUGUGUCUAACAUGUACAGAGGAAUGCUCAAGCGUCAACCAGCAUUUGACACCUUUGAUAGCUCAAACUCUCUCUUUGCUGGAUAUUUUUUCUCACUAAAUGAAGAUCAAACGCUUCAAGAAGUGCCAACAGGAUUUGAUUCUACUUCUUACGAGUCGAACAACUGUGAAUUGCCUCUGUUAACCCCAUGCAGUAAGGCUGUGAUGAGUCAGGCCUUGAAAGAUACUUUCAGUGGUUUCACAAAGGAACAGUGUCGGCUGGGUAUCCCAAAUAAUCCCUGGCUGUGGACUGAACAGCAAGUUUGUCAGUGGCUUUCAUGGGCUUCCAAUGAGUUUAGCUUGGCAAAUGUGAACUUCCAUCAGUUUCUUAUGAGUGGCCAAGACUUGUGCAACCUGGGCAAGGAGCGUUUCCUGGAACUGGCACCUGACUAUGUGGGUGAUAUUCUGUGGGAACACCUGGAAGAGAUGAUAAAAGACAGCCAAGAGAAAACGCAGGAUCAAUAUGUGGAGAACUCUCAUCUCACCUCAGUUCCUCACUGGGUCAAUAAUAAUUCCUUAACUGUUAAUGUAGAUCAGAACUCCUAUAGUAUGCAAAUGCCUGGAUACCCUAAAGCCCUUGGUUAUCCCAAACCCAGUCUCCUGACUGACGUCUGUCAGACUUCCACAGGACCGAAUCUCCUCAGUCCAGAACAAGAGUUUUCAUUGUUCCCCAAAACCCAAGCAGAUGCUGUUGGUGUGAACUACUGUGCAGUAAAUCAAGAUUUCCCAAGAAGCAAUCUGAACUUGCUAAUAGAUAAUUCUGGUAAGCUUAGAGAACACGAAUCUAGUGACAGUGGUGCAGAAAGUUACGAAAGCUCAGAUUCGAUGCUACAGUCCUGGAACAGCCAGUCGUCAUUAGUUGACUUACAGCGUGUGCCAUCCUAUGAGAGUUUUGAAGAUGACUGUAGCCAGUCCUUGUGUCUGAGCAAACCUACAAUGUCUUUCAAAGACUAUAUUCAAGAACGAAGUGAUCCUGUAGAGCAAGGGAAACCAGUUAUACCGGCAGCAAUUCUAGCUGGCUUUACUGGCAGUGGACCUAUACAGCUGUGGCAAUUCCUUCUGGAGUUACUGACUGACAAGUCCUGUCAGUCAUUCAUUAGCUGGACUGGAGAUGGAUGGGAAUUUAAACUUGCUGACCCAGAUGAGGUGGCACGGAGGUGGGGAAGGAGGAAAAACAAGCCAAAAAUGAACUAUGAGAAGCUCAGCCGAGGCCUGCGCUACUAUUACGACAAGAACAUUAUCCACAAGACUUCAGGGAAACGCUAUGUGUAUCGCUUCGUGUGCGACCUGCAGAACCUGCUGGGGUACACGGCGGAGGAGCUGCACGCGAUGCUGGGGGUGCAGCCCGACACAGAGGACUGAGUCCGACAAUGUGAUGCUGCAGGGGUGAAGAUCACGUGUUGGGACUGUGUCUAGGAACCGUCUGCAGUCAGUUCUUCCGGCUGUUCAGAUGGGUGCAACUGUUGGGAAAUAAGGACCUUAACCGAUUUUGUAACCAGGGAGAACUGGAAGGAAGUGGCCUUAUUUCAUCAGUGGCUUCGAGUGUUGCCAUGUCAAGCACUUGAGCAGCACAGAAGUCAGCACAGACCCUAGCUCUGUUAUGAAGACAUGGAAAUGCUCUCGGGUUAAGCAUUUCGACUACCUGUACUGCCGUAUAACGCAUUUUGGCUACUUACACUGCCAUAUAAUAAUGGGUUGGCUUUAAAACCAAAGGUUGGAUGAGAAACCAGUGAUGCAGUAGAACUAUUGCUCAGAUAUUUUAAAAUACCAUCGUCCUUGCUUACAUCUUAUAUAAUGCAAUUUAUUUAAAUAAAAAACCCCAAACUAAUUUAUUUUAAAUGAGCAGUAAGGAGAAUUUAUAUUAAUUUCAUUAUGAAGCACAUUUUGUUAUUAUUACUACUCCAGAAAUGUGCUGCACAGGUACAUAAACAUUCUGUGUCCAAAACCAGAUGUAGCAACUGUUAACAAAAAAAGACCCUUUAAAGAAGGGAAGGAAAAUCAUACCAUUUCAAUAUUCAGUUUGUAUAUAUUCUGUGAUUCUUUUUGAAACUCUAUAAUGUUCCUAUUUAACAGAUACUGUAUAGUGUAAAUUAAACUAAUUGUAUGUGUGUUUUGAAAUAGGACAAAUGUAAACUUAUCAAAUUUUUUUCAUGUUUGUCUAGGAUAUACAACCUUCUGCAAAUAUUUAAUUGGCCUGAGAGACAACAUAAGU
Molecule: messenger RNA, 2396 nt
Organism: Gavia stellata (red-throated loon)
Lineage: Eukaryota; Metazoa; Chordata; Aves; Gaviiformes; Gaviidae
Gene: ETS2
Product: ETS proto-oncogene 2, transcription factor
Exons: 10
Coding region: 107-1546 (479 amino acids)
Biological process (GO): cell differentiation; regulation of transcription by RNA polymerase II
Cellular component (GO): nucleus
Molecular function (GO): DNA-binding transcription factor activity, RNA polymerase II-specific; sequence-specific DNA binding
Source: RefSeq, a predicted model, not a curated record